Messenger RNA from Trichomonas vaginalis G3, 1686 nucleotides. RefSeq lists its product as uncharacterized. Lineage: Eukaryota; Parabasalia; Trichomonadida; Trichomonadidae. Bases 1 to 1686 code for a protein of 561 amino acids. The transcript has a single exon. The record is from RefSeq and is a predicted model, not a curated record.
AUGAUUGGAGGUGCAUUUCCGCUUGGAUUUUCAGUUUGCGCAAUUAUCGGAUUAACAAUUAAUAUUAUUUUUGGAUGUACUUUUGUUCAUUACAUCAUGCACAAUGUUUUCUUUGGAAUUUUGGCAGCAGCGCUAUGCAAAGUUAAUAGAAAAAAGAAAAUAAAAUUAAAUAAAACAAAAAACAUUACAAAAUUCAUUUUAGUUGCAAUAAUUCCGCUAUUUUACUACGUUAGUACUUAUAUAUUCCCAGAUAAAGGACAUAUCAAUAAAUAUUGCGAAGAUGAAAUGUUUUUAGAAGUUUCUUUGAUAGCAUCGUUUUCGAAAGGAGAAAAUAAAUGGCGUGGAUUUAUAAGAGGAGUUCGAAACCCCUUAAUCUCGAAUACUUUACUUUGGUCAGAAUUUAUUCCUCCAUUUUAUUGCGGACUUUUGAAGAGUGCAGGAAUGGCAAUUACCAAAACAGUUACGUUCACAACAUUCCUUUUCCUCGUAUCUUUGUUUUAUUUGCAAUAUUCGCUUACAUAUCGAUUUACAAAGUCAGAAUUUGCAGCAAUCUUAGCAACGCCUGCUGUUUUAUUUGCAGGUGGAUUCCAUUUCUAUGAUGCAAUUGCUCAAUGGCAGAAUCAAAGCAAAGGUUUCGAUUUUAUUAGUAGUUUUGGCGGUCCAGAUAAUAUUACAUGGGGACAUCCUUUCAUGGGUGCAUUUCUGGCAUCAAGAGUCAAUUUACUUUCAUCAACUUUAGCUAUUUUAGCUUACAUUUUCGCUUUACUAAAUUUCGAAACUUUCGGAGGUAUUCUUGUCGUAAUUAUACAGAUUGUCCGACCACAAAACGGUUUCUUUGCGGCUCUAACGUUUGUUCUUAUCAAAAUUGAGAAAAUACAAGAAAGAGUAGUAUUUUUCGCACUUAACGCAUUGCUUCUUUUCAUACAAGGCCUAAGACCAAAAAUUAUUACCCCUCUUUGGAAUACAGGAUAUACGAAAUUUUCAAUUUUCCCACCUUUUGCAUUUUUCAUAAGCAUUUUUGGUGUUUUCAACAUUGGAAUGCUUUUGUCUCUUGUUGUUCAUAAUUAUUAUGAGUUUACGAUCUGUUGUUUUCUUAUUUUGAUCAAUUGUUACUUCAAUUUCCAGAAUUUAGCUAGAUACAACUUUGCAACAACAGUUUCUGUAAUUUAUCCACUUGUGAUUUCGAUUUCUUAUGUUGGGUUUUUGUAUUUACCAAAGAAAUUUAAGAACAUUCAAAUGAAAGGCUUUCUUUACGGAUUAUUAUUAGUAAUUACAAUCGUUGGAAGCUCAUCAGCAUUAUUCGGUAUCUAUUUUAACUAUCAACGGUCAAAUUUAAUUUAUGAAGAUGAUGAAACAGAACUUGAAGAAUGGUUCUUAGCAAACUCAUCGAGAACAGACCACAUACUUGUUGAUCCAACAAUUAAUUGGUUUUCUGGAGUUUCUCGCGCAGGAAGAUCAAUUUAUUACACAAAGUUAUCUAGUUUAACAUUUUUGAGCACGAAAUUAGAUAAUAGAUUUAGUGAGAUAGAAGAAUUCCUCAAAACAAAAUAUCAUGUUGGCGAUGUAAAGUAUAUUGUUUAUAAAGGUGGAAGUGCGUGGGAAAAAUCACUUUCAAACGACUUCCAUAAGUAUUUCAAGCUCGAAUGGCAAAAUGAUGCCUAUAAUAUUUUAAGUUAUUUGAAUUAA